Molecule: messenger RNA, 1375 nt
Organism: Chenopodium quinoa (quinoa)
Lineage: Eukaryota; Viridiplantae; Streptophyta; Magnoliopsida; Caryophyllales; Amaranthaceae
Exons: 3
Coding region: 535-1071 (178 amino acids)
Source: RefSeq, a predicted model, not a curated record
AAUAUAUUUGUGCAAUUGUAUCAUGUGUAGAUCAUGUUUAUAGGAGAGUGAAGAGUAGAUCAUCUGUUUAGAUUAUGGGAAAGAAUGUUCCCGAUAGUUAAUCGAUCAUAUUCCAUGAACUGGAGCCAGGGCAGAGAAAGCAGGAUCGUCUCGAGUCAGUUGUUAGAACUUUCUUUGAACAAGGAAUCUGCAUAGAGCUUCCUGUAAGUUACACUAAUUUUUCUCAAAGUAAUAUUGAUGCCCACCAUACAUUUUUAUCAAGGAAUAUAAUGGCUUUAUCAACCAACUUUCCCCUCCUCCCAAUAAAAAAAAUAAAGAAAAAAAAAAAUAUCUAGCCUAGUUGUCCAAGAUGCUUGAAUUGUUUUUCAAGGUAAGAUGAACAUUAUUAUUUUUAUACCUUUCCAUAUUGUCAUUACCAGUCCUCCUAACUAGUACCAGUAUAUGUAUGCAUCAAACUCAUACUCAAUUCUUAAUCGAUUCGAUACUACAAUCACGUAUUAAAAGGUGCAGAACGAAGAACAUACAUCGAUCAAUAUGAUUCGGAGAAAUGUUGUUUUGCUGCCUAUGGCUGUCCUCCUCCUGGGAGUUUUUGCUGUAACUUUCAGUUUUAUUGCUUAUGCCACGAGGAUUAAGGAUAAAGAUGUUACCAAAUCAAAAGGGGUAUGUAGAUAUCCAAGUAGUCCAGCAGAUGCUCUUGGUAUAAUAGCAGCACUAUUUAUACUAGCUCAGCAAAUUGUAUUACGUCUUGCAAUUAAAUGCUUCUGCUGCUGUGGACAACGCUUUUCUAAACGUUGCUCUUAUAUAACCUCACUGUUCUUCUAUAUUUGUUCUUGGUUAACCUUUGUGAUUGCGUUCGUUGGAUUAAUAUACACAGCAAUGCUCAACAACAGCCAUUAUUUGGCAAAGACCUAUCCUGGAAUAAAUGGCGACGACUGUAACGUGGGCAAUGAGAAAUAUUACAUUGGUGAUGCACUUUGGUGCAUAAUUAGCACUGUUUUAGGUCUAACCUCUUAUGCUUUCUGGGUGAAAGGUACUGCAAAAACAAGCGAUAAUUCCCAAGGAAGUUCUUAAUAAUCAUUCGACGAUACAUAAUUCACAAGAAACUGCUAAUAAUCAUGAUCGAGCAAGGUACUGCAAUGGGAGAUCCUUGAAUGCAGCAAACAAAAGAACAAAAGGUAAUGAUGUGAAGCUGGAUUUGAUGUAGUAUAUACCAAAAUCAACCCGAUGUCAAAAGGUGCAAUUAGAUGUGCGUUUGUGUUCAUGGUAAUCUUCAUUUGGUUAACUAGUACUUUGCACUGUCUUGUAACGAGCUUAAAGAUUGCUUCAUUUUUUGUACUUGUAUCAUGUAGUUGAUCAAUUGAAAUAAUUUCCUAUC